AUGGCCGAGUCCACAUCCCCCCCGCCUGUCGCAAAUCGCGAAAAGCUUGAAGCCCAGAUCAAGUCGGCGGAUAUGACGGACGACAUGCAGCAGGAGGCAGUCGAUGUUGCUCAGGAAGCCAUGGGAAACUUUACCAUUGAGAAGGAUAUCGCCCAGCACAUCAAGAGAACGUUCGAUGAGCGCAAAGGACCAACAUGGCACUGCAUUGUCGGUAGAAACUUCGGCAGCUUUGUCACUCAUGAGACAAAACACUUCAUAUACUUCUACCUGGGCCACUGUGCCAUCCUACUCUUCAAGACGCAGUAG
This is a messenger RNA of Pseudomassariella vexata, 306 nucleotides long. RefSeq names its product dynein light chain type 1. Gene Ontology annotation, cellular component: cytoplasmic dynein complex. The coding region runs from base 1 to 306 and encodes 101 amino acids. The record is from RefSeq and is a predicted model, not a curated record. The transcript is spliced from 6 exons. Gene Ontology annotation, molecular function: dynein intermediate chain binding; dynein light intermediate chain binding. NCBI's taxonomy places the organism in Eukaryota, Fungi, Ascomycota, Sordariomycetes, Amphisphaeriales, Pseudomassariaceae. Gene Ontology annotation, biological process: microtubule-based process; cilium assembly.